AUGAUAAAUUACAUACAAUCUUCCUUUAAAGAUAACCAAGAUAUGUUAAAGUUAUAUGAAUAUGUCGAAGAUAACGUUUACGAGCAUCAAAAUUCUUCAACAGACUAUAUAAGUACCUCGGAUCUCCCAUUUCCAAUGGAUAUCAUUGAUGUUGAAAAAUGGAACAAAUUAUACAAUUACCGUGAUGAUAAAUAUGUCGCAUUAUUUAAAUUUUGUAUUGAUAAAGGCUAUCCACCAUAUAUUUAUGGUCUUUUAACAUCAACAAGUCAAUCUUAUUUUUCUCGUCCGGUAAAAAUAGAAAAUGGAUUAAUUAACUAUGGGGUAGAUAACCCACAUCAAAUAUGGACUGAGCGAAUCAUUUUUAAAGAGGAUGCUGAUCGGAUAAAUUCUUAUCAUGUAGAUUAUGUUAAUAGUUUCAUUGAUAGAUUAAGCAAAUGGAAUAAAAUUGCAAUUAAGAGAGAGUUUAAGGAGCAAAUGUACAUUGAUCACUUCAUUGAACGGGACCUUGCUCUGAAUCGUUUAAGAAGUUUGUUAAAAUCUUUAGUCAAAGAUUCACUUGAGUUGUAUCGUCGUCAAAUUGAUGAAAAAGAAAGCACUGAACGUUUGAUUCAAUACAAUCAUUUGCUACAAAAAUAUUGCCUUCAGUUAAUUGAACAUUGUCAACAAUACUUGGAGCCAAAGAUCAAAAGUCAAAAAGUACCAAUAUCUUUUUAA
Trichomonas vaginalis G3 is the source of this 714-nucleotide messenger RNA. RefSeq lists its product as uncharacterized. The transcript has a single exon. NCBI's taxonomy places the organism in Eukaryota, Parabasalia, Trichomonadida, Trichomonadidae. Bases 1 to 714 code for a protein of 237 amino acids. The record is from RefSeq and is a predicted model, not a curated record.